AUGCCCAGCGGAUCAGUAUUCAGGAUCGACUCAAGCUUGUUUGGCUUCCACAUCCGCUAUAAGGAGGAUGCAGCAGAGUCUGGCAGCAGCGAAGAGGGAAGAGACUUAUUUUUCCAAGAGGCUAAAAAGCCCCAAAGAAACGGGACGGGGCGCUGCGGAGCGGACGGAGCAAUCUGCCCCGGGGCGGACGGAGCAAUCUGCCCCGGGCCGCACCCUUGCCCCGGUUUGGCUCCCGGCCCUAACCUGCUCGCGGAGGGAUUCCCAUCUAGCCCCUUCUUCAGGGUCCCUGUUUCCCAAGAUGGAGCGGCCGGAGCGGGCGGAGGCCGGAGGAAGCAGCCUCUCGGAGCCCCCGAAGCCGCCGGCCGCCAGCCCUGCUCCCCAGACGCUGGCCCUGAGUCAGGUGGGGCCGGGCCAGUGAUGGCCCCCGGAUCCCUGCUGCCCCAGCUCCUCCCCGAGGGUCUGGCCGCCCUCACCAUCCCCAUCCGCCUGGAUGCCCUCUCCUACCUGCUCCACAGUGCCCUGCUUGGGGCCUACAGCCUCCGGCCCGGCCCCGCCAUUUGCCCUUGCCACUCCGCCCCUUACGGGGCCUGGCCGGUGGCCCAGGAUGCCCCCAGACAGCACUGGCCCAGGAGCCAGAGGCAGAGGGAAGUUAAUUGGUCGGAGGAGGGGGAAUUCAAGGGUGGUAGAGAGCCGGAGGCCCCCAAGAGACGGGCGCGCCCCUCGCCCCUUCGGCCGGCCCUCAAGGACCAGGGGAGCGAGUCCUGGCGGCGCAGACCCCUCGCCCCUCCGCCCAAGCCCAAGGAGGAACAGGAGAGCAGGUUCCACCAUCGCCGAAGCCCGGCCGCCUCCUGCACGUCAGCCCCGGCGGAGUGGGAGAGGGAUUAUCAGCACUGCAGGCCUCCUGUCCCUCCUUCCCCGCCCAGGGAAGAUUGGGAGGGGGGCUACCACCGCCCGAGGGCCCCAGCUGCCGCCAGCCCCCCACCGGCUGAGGACUGGGAGACCGAGUACUACGGAGCCGGGACCCCAGACCCCCGGGACGCCCCUUUGGGCCGCUCUGAGAGCCCGCUUCUGGAGGACAAGGAGAGCAGCCCCGAGGCCCGGGGCCUCCAGCCCUGAGCGGCCCCCAGCGUCCCGA
Messenger RNA from Antechinus flavipes (yellow-footed antechinus), 1135 nucleotides. RefSeq names its product chromosome 3 C19orf84 homolog (gene C3H19orf84). Bases 1 to 1116 code for a protein of 371 amino acids. The record is from RefSeq and is a predicted model, not a curated record. NCBI's taxonomy places the organism in Eukaryota, Metazoa, Chordata, Mammalia, Dasyuromorphia, Dasyuridae. The transcript has 3 exons.